Messenger RNA from Trypanosoma grayi, 600 nucleotides. RefSeq lists its product as hypothetical. Lineage: Eukaryota; Euglenozoa; Kinetoplastea; Trypanosomatida; Trypanosomatidae. The record is from RefSeq and is a predicted model, not a curated record. Bases 1 to 600 code for a protein of 199 amino acids. The transcript has a single exon.
AUGUCGCGCCACGAGACGCGGUCGCUGAACGAGCGCCUGGUGUGCGACGUUCCCACCGUGAUUGAUGGGGAGAACUACGCUGUGAUGGGUGGUCUCCUCGGUGGCCUCUUCCUGGUUGUGGUGUACAUUAUACUGAUGAGUGCCAUUGAUGCCUGCUAUAACCGCAAACACAGUCGCGAUGAGGUAUCUCCUCGUGCUCCAUCACCGCACACGCACCCAGACGCGUACAUGCAUGCACAGACAUACGCACGGCAGGCACUGUGGCCCGAGCAUGGCGUCUCUCCGAUGCGUCAGAGCUCAAUGGCGAGUGGUGCCGGUGAUGCCAAUUACUCGCCACGCUCGUUUGCGCAGCGUCGGGUCCGCUUCGACACGGAUGUCGAUCAGGGAAUGGUGAAUAAUUUAGGCUCGCACCCACGGGGCACAUCACAGGGGGAGCGACACCAACACGAACAGCAGCGGCAGGAGCAGACGGCCGCGGGGCAAUCAUCCGAAGUCGACGACGAGAGGCGUGGCAGUGAUGGACAGCAGUGGCGUUACACGCGUGGAGGGUUUCUGCACGGGGAGACCGACUCCCCAUCGCCAGUGGUGCCACCUAGAUGA